AUGCCCCCCAAAACAAAAGGCCCAACCGGCCUCACCCGCCUCUACCUCCUCGCCUACAACGCCCUCUCCUUCACCCUCUGGGCAACCUGUCUCGCCCGCGGCGCUCAAACCCUCCUCGCAACCGCCUCCCCCACCGAAGCCUUCACCGCACUCUACUCCCCCCUCCUGACAACCACGCAAUCCCUCGCCGCGCUCGAAAUCCUCCACAGCCUCACAGGCCUCGUGCGCGCCCCGGUCGCCACAACCGCCAUGCAGGUCUCGUCGCGGCUGCUGCUCGUCUGGGGGAUCAUGUAUCCGUUCCGCGCGGGCGGUGUUGCCGCCGCCGGUGAAGGCAUCGUGGGCGGGGACAGUGUGCAAAUGGGCGAUUACGCCUUCCUGGGCUGCCUGGUUGCGUGGGGUAUCACCGAGUGUAUUCGGUAUGGGUUUUUCGUGCUCUCGCUUUCGGGGGUGGGUGUUCCUGGUUUUUGGACUUGGUUGAGAUACAACACGUUCUACGUGCUUUACCCCCUCGGCAUCAGCAGCGAGUGCACGCUUGUGGUGAAGGCGCUGGAGCCGGCGGCGGAGUGGAAUCCGCUGCUUUGGUGGGCGUUUGUGGUUGUGUUGGGGAUUUAUGUUCCUGGUUCCUACAUUCUCUAUACGCAUAUGAUGGCUCAGCGACGGAAGGUUAUGCAGAAGAAGGAUUGA
Aspergillus campestris IBT 28561 is the source of this 684-nucleotide messenger RNA. Its product is annotated as protein tyrosine phosphatase-like domain-containing protein. The transcript is spliced from 3 exons. Gene Ontology annotation, biological process: very long-chain fatty acid biosynthetic process; sphingolipid biosynthetic process; fatty acid elongation. Gene Ontology annotation, cellular component: endoplasmic reticulum membrane. Gene Ontology annotation, molecular function: 3-hydroxyacyl-CoA dehydratase activity. The record is from RefSeq and is a predicted model, not a curated record. The coding region runs from base 1 to 684 and encodes 227 amino acids. Lineage: Eukaryota; Fungi; Ascomycota; Eurotiomycetes; Eurotiales; Aspergillaceae.